CCAAGGACCUGUCUGUUGAUGUCAAAUACUUCUUGACAAUAUCAAAUAUAGGAAGCUCGCGCGGUGCACUCCCGGCGUUCCCUUUUAUAAUAAACUAAACUCAAUAGCAAAUGAGCUUUUAGCCAAUGGAUCAAAUGAAUCGCAAGGGACGCCAACUUACACCAUAUCAAAGAUCGGUAAAGAUCGAGGGAGAUAGGCGCCGCCGCCGAGAAAAAAAUACGGAGUUCCAGAGAUUGCGGAACGCGGAAAUGGAAUUGCAGGCUUCAGUAGAGGAGCAGAGAAAUGAAAAUACGAGCUUAAGAAGGGACAACGAAAGGCUCAACGAUUUCGUUUCGAACCUCCAAAACACCAUACGUCAACUACGUGAACAGAACCGAAAACUGCAUCAAAAGAAGCUAGAACUGGAAGAGAUAGUGAAGCAGGCGGAGUCAUUCUUUAAAUUUGAUGAAUUUCCUAGUCCCAAUGAAGAAGCUCCAAACAAUAAAACAUCAUAACUUGGACUGCAAUGUAUGGUUAGAAAGUAGUAUGUGGUUGAUGCAGGGUAUUUUAGUAGGCAAAGUCUCUGAGGUGCUGCUCUAUUGCAUAUGCAUUCUUCUUGGUUCUACUUAGUAUAUGAUGCUUUUCUUUCUUCAACCACAUUGCAUACCGACAUAUGAAGUUUUUAUAGUAAUACACCACAAUAAUACUGGUGAAAGAGAUUUUAGCCUCACCUGUCAUUGUAAUCUUUGUGUAUCUUGUAUUUAUUGUGAACUGCACUACUUUUUCUAGAAAGGAUAGAUAUCAAAACUAUAAGUAAUUUUUGUUCUAA
Messenger RNA from Gossypium arboreum, 808 nucleotides. RefSeq lists its product as uncharacterized. The coding region runs from base 126 to 494 and encodes 122 amino acids. The record is from RefSeq and is a predicted model, not a curated record. NCBI's taxonomy places the organism in Eukaryota, Viridiplantae, Streptophyta, Magnoliopsida, Malvales, Malvaceae. The transcript has 3 exons.